This is a messenger RNA of Chara braunii, 2605 nucleotides long. NCBI's taxonomy places the organism in Eukaryota, Viridiplantae, Streptophyta, Charophyceae, Charales, Characeae. The record is from the annotation of a GenBank genome assembly.
AGACUUCAAGUCUUCAUCAUGUACCGGUCAUCACCAUCAUGGACAUCAUCAUGAUGUCUAUCCGAUGAUGACAAGCUCCAGCCAAUUGCCAAGGCAAUCAGAAGCACCUGAUUCUCUGUCACAACAAGUCCUCCUCCAUCAUCAUCUCAGCCACGAUGCAAAUCCGCCGCCGCCGCUCGAUUACGAAACUGGCCCAUCACGGAACGGAUCAUGGUACUUUGGCGGGAAAGAUCCCCUUCAUAAACUCCACUCCUCCUGCCGUCAUCAUCCUCAUCCUCCUCCUCAUCAUCAUGAUUCCACUUCCACUCGUCGAUGUCCACAGAGAGGAAGAAGUGCAAAGCUGAUUAAGCGGCAGCUGGCCAUCUUGUCAAAGAACUGCUGCUCAAGCCAAUCCUAUUUCAUAUGGAGAGAUCGGCUGGUUGUGCUGGGGGUAAUUGUGCUGCUGUUGUCGAUAAUUGGGGGUGGAAUCGCAGCCGUCUUUCCAGUACUAUUUUUCCCAAGGCCAGGUUUCUGGUUGGUUUAUCAUUCGCUCAUCACGGCAUUUCUAUCUUUCAACGCCUUGUUUAACUACGUGCUGUGCUGUUAUGUCGAAGCCGGAAGACCCCCCCUUGUGCCCUUUGGGUCUCCACAGCUGGUGGGUCAUCGGGGUCUGUCGGGGUACACGUUCUGUGUCCAUUGUCAGCAGCCUAAGCCAUCAAACGCGCAUCACUGCCGUGCCUGUAAUGCUUGUGUGAUGGAGAUGGACCACCAUUGCCCUUUUAUUGGUAAUUGUGUGGGUCUGCGAAACCAUCGGCACUUUGUCCUCUUUCUUGUGUAUGCGAUUCUUGGUGCCUCGUAUGUGGUCAUCAUGUGUCUGCUUGCGUUUAUGAAGCUAUGGUCGGCCAUGGUAUGGGCACGGAAGGAGGCGUUCGCAAGGAGGCUAGGGCUUCAACACGCCUUCAGGAUGAAUUUGCCACUCAAGCCUCUGCUUGAGGCCCUUGUGACUGUGGACCCGGAGAUGUCGAUGCACCUGCUGGGUCUUGUGUACCUGCUGCUGGCCAGCGUGGGUGUCAUAAUUGGCGUUGGAUUGCUUCUGCUACAGCAGAUCGACUUGAUGCGUGAUGGCCUCACACUCGUAGCCGCGAUGAAAGGCAUGACGGCAGCCGACGGGUCCUCUUGGCAAAGUGCCAUGACGCACUGCGGAGGAGGAGGAGGAGGAGGAGGAGGAGGAGGAGGGUCUGCUGUUGGGGCAGGCGCUGCUGCUGUUGUAAAUCAGAGGUCAUGGAGCAACCUGAGGCGGGUGUUUGGGAAUGGACAUCCGAUCCUGUGGUUGAUGCCACGACUCUCCCCUCCAGUUGGCUCGGCGUCUUGCUAUUAUUAUUCUAAGACGCUAUGAUGACGGACAUCUGGAGGUGAGAGUCCCACUGGUCCCACUAUUAUUAUUCUAAGACGCUAUGAUGACGGACAUCGGGGUCCGUCGUCUGAUACUGACAGUGGGAGCAGUGGGAGCAGUGGGAGCAGUGGGAGCAGUGGGAGCAGUGGGACACCUUGCCUGUGUAUUCAGCAUCUUCAGCAGCAGCAGAAGAAGCAAAGGAAAGGGAACAGGACUCUUGGAUCGGUGGCUUACUUUCCCUCUUCAGCAGCAGCAGCAGCAGUACUGAAUAGGAACAGGACUCUUGGAUGAUGACGGACAUCGGGGUCCGUUGUUUGGUACUCACAGUGGGACCAGUGGGACACCUUCCCUCUGUCUUCAGCAGCAGAAGCAGAAGGACAGAAAAGCAAAAGGACUCUGGGAUCGUGGCUGACCUUCCCUCGUCAGCAGCAGUGCAGAAUAGGAACAGGACUCUUGGAUGAUGACGGACAUCGGGGUCCGUUGUCUGGUACUGACAGUGGGACCAGUGGGACCAGUGGGACACCUUCCCUCUGUCUUCAGCAGAAGAAGCAGAAGGACAGAAAAGCAAAAGGACUCUUGGAUCGUGGCUUACGUUCCCUUUUCAGCAGCGGCAGCAGAGAAAAGGACAAGGACUCGUGGGAUGGUGGGCUGUUAGUGAAAUGAAGAGCUUGAUGUUGUGAUGGAGAUCAAACAUCGCUGAGGUAGAGAGUGUGCUGAGAAAAACAGGGCUCUAUUGUAAAACUCCCCACUCGAGGAAUGAAAGCAGAAGAAGAAGAAGAAGCAGAAGAAGAAGAAGAAGAAGAAGAAGAAGGCUAGGAGAGGGAGCAGUGGGACACCUUCCCUCUGAAUCUUUGUCCUGAAAAAGAACGAAAAACAGGCGUCAACAAAUAACCGGAGGAUUUCUGGAGACAGUAGGUGUUUUAUUUUUCCUUUUUUUCUUGUUUUCAACUAGAUACAGGAGAUUAUGUUUUCGCUAGAUACAGUAGUGUAUAUCAUCUUGAUGGAGAUUUUCACGUGGCCAAUUUUAACGGAGAAGGGAUUAGUAGGGAGCGAGGGUGAAGGCUGCAAUUGCAAUUACGUUUGCUGUUGUCGAAUAUCACGUCAUUCUUGUAGCUUUUUUUGGCCAAGCUUCGAGUUUAUGACUAUAUUAUUAUGAAUUUAUGAUAUUAUAUCAUACUAAUAUUAAGUCCAUCUCCUCUCUUCCCAGAUUCUCAAUCAAGAUUGUCAAGCUCU